Colletotrichum tamarilloi is the source of this 2289-nucleotide messenger RNA. RefSeq lists its product as uncharacterized. Lineage: Eukaryota; Fungi; Ascomycota; Sordariomycetes; Glomerellales; Glomerellaceae. The transcript is spliced from 3 exons. The record is from RefSeq and is a predicted model, not a curated record. Bases 1 to 2289 code for a protein of 762 amino acids.
AUGUCUCCGACCCACACCCCUCAAGAUGACCAUCGUUCGCUUUCCACGUCAGUGUUCUCCGACAGGCACAACACGGCAUCGUCAGAAAGAGAUAGCAGUUCGUUAAGUCUCGCAACAACCGAGUGCGCGAAAGUUCCGGAUCCAUACUCGCCUAACUGCUCGAACCCUCCUUUUAUAAGCUCACCUCCUGCUGCGGUCCCUCGCGACGGUGAUCGCAGAAUAUAUCACUUUGCAACAGGCAUCAAAACAUCACUGACCUCUUCUGUCAGUCAGCUACGUAAUCGAGGCCGAAGGGGCGAUAAAACAAUCGCCUUAGAAGAGUGUCACAUGAAAGGCGUUCGUAUGAGAACUGUCGAACCAAAAUACUUUAUAGGUAUAUGGAAAACCUGGUGGAUGGAGAUAUUGAGUAGCUUGCUCGCUAUUGGCUGUCUCAUCGCGAUUGUCAUAAUCUUGGCCUUUCACGACGGCAAGCCACUGCCUCACUGGCCAGACCUGAUCUCGAUCAAUACCAUGGUUGCUGUCUUCACUGCCAUUUUCAAGGCGUCUCUAAUGAUGCCGGUUGCUGAAGGCAUCGGUCAGCUCAAGUGGGAUUGCUUCCAGCGCCCGCGGAGGUUAGCCGACAUUGUUCUUUAUGACGAUGCUACUCGUGGACCUUGGGGCUCCUUGAUGCUGAUCAUCAAGCGAGUGUUCCAGGUACAGAGAACAUAUCUGGCUGGGUUGGGCGCUCUCAUUACCGUAGCAGCGCUCGCAAUCGACCCCAUUUCUCAAGCUAUGAUCGAACAUAAAAGAUGUCUACUUCCCACGCAAUCUGCCAACGCCAGCUUAGCAGAGGUUCCGAGAGCAAACAACUACUCAGCCGGUCGUAUACGUAAUGAGCCAGUUCUUUACUUCUCAGACUCGGAACCAGGCGGGCCACUCGGUGCCAUCAUGGAAUCGGCCAUCAAACAAGGACUCAUUCAACCCCAGGAAACAGCUGCCAUGAUCAAUUUUAGAUGUCCUACGGGUAAUUGCAACUUUACGGGGGAGGGCCAUGGCAGCUAUUUCUCUUCUCUGGCCAUAUGUCACUCCUGUCAAGAUAUCACAGAACAAAUCACGCGCUCCGACGAUCCUGACAUCUCAGGACAUUCCGUCUGGAGACUGCAUUUUGAUUCAUUCAAUGGUACGAAUGGCGGAAGUACUGAAGUGUACAGUGCAUGGAACUCAACAAAGCUUUCGCUGAAGUCCACAACUAAACUUUUGGGCUACGAUGAAGGACCUUUUGUACCUUUCUACAGCUUUGACGUUCUGAUGGUUGUCAAUCCUGAUCCUAGCUGCAAAGAAGGCUGGCAAUCUUCAACCAUAGCCAUUGCCUCUCGGUGUAGGCUGGAUGCUUGCGUAAAGCGUUAUAACGGAAGCGUCCAAGACGGUGUUUACCGUGAAACAGAGCGCCCAGAGCUUGAGGGAACUUUGAACUACAACCCCCAUGGACAUUUCUCCCAGGAGGAGAUGCUGUGGGCACUUUUGACCAAAACGAGCCUCGUCGACGGCAAGGAACGGCUGUGUACAGCAGAGGCAAAUGGGGCGCCUCACACCGUUCGAGUCGCAUCAGUAGACGGUCAUCGAUACAGGGUUGGAUCUGAAGAUCGGUUCAAGUGGCAAAAUUUUACAAUGAAGUCAUUUCCACGAGAAUGCGUCUGGGCAAUAGACUCAAGCUCAUGGCAAGGGAUUAUUUCAACGCUAGAGCUUCUUCUCGACACCACAGUCACAGGCAGCCUAUCUGACGACAUAAGCCUGUAUGAAGGCCCAGAAUGGCUGAAACGUAUCUACUCUAAUGGUGCGGGCAACUUUUCAACGGUCGAAAACAUGGCACGCGGCUUAGCGAACUCGAUGACAGCAGCCAUUCGAAACCAGCCCUAUGGAGACAUCAAUGACGAAUACACAGGGCUUCUUGACCCGGAUCUCCUUCGAACAUCCAUAGGCACUACUCUUACCGUUUAUACGUGUAUAUACGUGAAUUGGCACUGGAUAGCAUACCUGGCUUCAUUACUAGUGCUGCAGUGGACAUUCUCAGUUUCGGUGCUACUGAAACAACGCUCUAGUUGUGGGGAUGACAGACAGCGACAAAUGGGAUGGAAAUCGUCGCCUCUGGCGCUUCUAUUCAACGGGCUCGAUGAAAGUCUCUCUCAAAAGCACAAAGACUUGUACACUCUUGACGAGAUGAACCAAGUGGCGGAAAGUACGACAGUUCAGUUGGCUCCUGCGAGUGGUUCCAAGGGCGAUGCGUUGAGGUUUUGCGAAGCCAAGGUAUAA